Mollisia scopiformis is the source of this 1677-nucleotide messenger RNA. Its product is annotated as FAD/NAD(P)-binding domain-containing protein. Bases 1 to 1677 code for a protein of 558 amino acids. Lineage: Eukaryota; Fungi; Ascomycota; Leotiomycetes; Helotiales; Mollisiaceae. The transcript has 6 exons. Gene Ontology annotation, molecular function: monooxygenase activity. The record is from RefSeq and is a predicted model, not a curated record.
AUGUCGGCUAUUCCGCAAGAAACUUCCGUGCUGGUGAUCGGUGGUGGCCCAGCUGGCUCCUAUGCAGCCUGCGCUUUAGCUCGUGAGGGAGUAGACGUCACAGUCUUGGAGGCAGAUAUCUUCCCAAGAUAUCAUGUCGGCGAGAGCAUGCUUGCUUCUCUCCGUCCAUUUCUCCGGUUCAUUGACCUAGACUCUACAUUCGUGAAUCAUGGGUUCAAACGGAAGGACGGUGCAGCGUUCAAGCUCAACCAAAAUAAAAGGGAGGGCUGGACUGACUACGUUGCCGCCGGCGGGCCAGAGGCAUACACAUGGAAUGUGGUCCGUUCCGAGUCCGAUGACCUCACAUUCCGGCACGCGGGAAAAAUGGGCGCCCAUAUUUUCGACGGUGUAAAGAUUGAGUCUAUUGAUUUCAGCGGAGAGUCCGAUAUCAAAGUCCCUGAAGGCGGCAAAGUCGCAAAUCUCGGGCGUCCAGUUUCUGCAGACUGGAAACGCAAAGACGGUACCACCGGCACGAUUAAAUUUGAAUUUCUAGUUGAUGCGAGCGGGCGAGUGGGCAUAGUGUCUAACAAAUACUAUAAAAAUCGUAAAUACAAUCAAGGAUUGAAGAAUGUUGCGCAAUGGGGUUACUGGGAAAACACUGGUGUCUAUGCCGAAGGCACCCGGAGGCACAACCAGCCAUUUUUUGAAGCACUUACAGAUGCGAGCGGCUGGGCCUGGUUCAUCCCCCUACACAAUGGCACGACGUCUGUUGGCACCGUCCAGAGACAAGAUCUCCAGGUCGAGAAAAAGAAAGCAAUGGGUUCCCCAUCCCCCGUCGAAUUCUAUAAGGAAUCCCUGAAGCUAGCGCCAACUGGAUGGGAUUUCAUCAGCAAAGGCGAAUUGGUUUCGGAUAUCAAACAUGCAUCAGAUUGGUCUUAUAGCGCCUCUGCGUAUUCCAGUCCAUAUACACGCAUUGCCGGUGAUGCAGGUUGUUUCAUCGACCCAUACUUCUCCUCCGGUGUCCAUCUGGCCUACGCAGCCGGUCUCUCUGCCGCAAUGACAAUCCGCGCUGUCCAGCGCGGCGAUGUCGAUGAGCUCACUGCCGCAAAGUGGCAUUCGAAUAAGGUCGCUGAAGGGUACACGAGGUUCUUACUUGUUGUCAUGAGUGCCACGAAGCAGAUAAGAGGCGGCGAACAAAACAUCUUGAGUGAUUGGGACGACGAUGGUUUUGACCUUGCUUUCGACGCCUUCAGACCGAUCAUCCAAGGCACCGCCGACGCCGACGUCAGUGGAAAACUCACCCACGAGGAAGUAGUCAAGACCGUAGACUUCUGUCUCGAAGCCUACAAAGAAACCUCGCCCGAAGAGCGCAAAGCCGUUCUCGACAAAGUCGCAACCAUCACCGAAGGCAACAAAGGCGUCAUCGACGAAAAAGCGAAUCUCGAAAGCUUAACCGAAGAUGAAUUGAAGAUCCUGAACCACAUCCGCGCGAAGCAAAUGCUUAGAUUCGAGGAUACCCUCAAUCUCAAUCACUAUGGCGCUGAUGCUAUUGAUGGUCUCGUACCGAAUCUGAAGACGGGGAAAUUGAGCCUUGUUCCCGAAGGAUACAAUAGGUUGUCGAAAUUGGAGGUUCCGACUCUUGAUCUGUUGGAUCAGGUGAAGGAGAAGGAGCCUGAGCCGAUCUUUGCUGCGGCUUGA